This is a messenger RNA of Metarhizium album ARSEF 1941, 1830 nucleotides long. Its product is annotated as FAD binding domain-containing protein. The record is from RefSeq and is a predicted model, not a curated record. Gene Ontology annotation, molecular function: FAD binding; oxidoreductase activity. The transcript is spliced from 2 exons. Lineage: Eukaryota; Fungi; Ascomycota; Sordariomycetes; Hypocreales; Clavicipitaceae. The coding region runs from base 1 to 1830 and encodes 609 amino acids.
AUGGUGUUGUUGGGGAAGAUAGCAGUAUCAAUCCUCCUUACCUCUUCCACGCAAGCAUCUCAAGCCGUUGAGACUGACGGCAGCUACAACAACUACAACAACAACUAUUCAUCAUGUCGCUGUCGUGCCCACGAAAACUGCUGGCCUUCAAACGAUGCGUGGAAUGCCCUCAAUUCCACCAUCCAAGGCAACCUGCAAGCCGUUCGUCCCGUCGCGGCGCCCUGCUUCAAACCAUCUCCCGUCGCUGCGUCAUGUGCCGUGGCGGAACAAAACGCCAACAACUCUGUCUGGCGGUCCGCUCAACCGGGUGCUGUGCAAUGGACAAACUGGGAAGCACGGCCGGAGAAGAAGCAGACCUGCUACUUCGACCAACCCAAAGAUAUCCCCUGCGGGCAAGGUCGCGUGUCGUUAUACUCGGCCCUCGUGGAGACGGCAGAACACAUACAAGCUGCUGUUCGCUUUGCGGCCAAGUAUAACAUCCGAUUAGCUAUCAAGAACUCGGGCCACUGCUUCCUGGGCCGCUCCACCGCACCAGAGUCGCUCCAGAUAUCAACUUAUAAGAUGAAGAGCAUGAGUUUUACAAACAGCUUUGUUCCAGACGGUGCGGCCGAUAAUCCCUCGGCGUCACAUGGCCCUGCUGUGACGUUUGGAGCGGGAGUCCAGCUAAAGGAAUUGUAUGUGGCUGCUGCGAAGCACAAUGUUACCGUCGUUGCUGGCCUGUCACAUACCGUCGGUGCUGCUGGCGGUUACAUUCAGGGCGGAGGCCAUUCGCCGUUGGGCAAUUGGAAGGGGAUGGCAUCUGACAAUGCAUUGGAGUUCAAGGUUGUCAAUGCCAAGGGCGAGCUAGUCACAGCAAACAACUACAAGAACAAAGACCUCUUCUGGGCUCUUCGGGGCGGCGGGGGCGGCACAUUCGGCGUCGUCGUCAGCGUCACCAUUCGCACCUUUCCCGACGUGCCCUCUGGCUUCGCGAGCUUUGGCUUCGGUACACUUGCUGCCAACUCGUCGGCAUACUGGGACAUGGUGAGAGCCUUCCAUGUCCAUCUGCCAUCCAUAUCGGCGGCCGGAGGAGCAGGCUACUACGGGAUCAGCUCUGUGCCACGCGACAUUAACGGAACCAAGGUACUCGAAUUGACAGGCCUGUUCGGGUUCCUUGACGUGACACGCGAACAAGUUAUCCAAACGGCUGUGACCCCCAUGAUGGCAGAACUUGACCGGUAUGCCGGGCCUGGAUCCGGAUACAACAUCUCCAUGUACCCCCGAGUAUCCGAUUUUAUCCUCGGCUCACUCCCCGGCCUAGCGGAUGGAACAGGCGGUAUUGCGAUAGUCGGCUCACGUAUGGUGUCGCGGGAUUUUCUCCUCUCUGACAGUGGUCCUGCGCGUCUCACGGAUGCCCUUCGAGAUAUCACAAAACUGUCACCCACGGGAUUUACGGGGCACGUCGUCGCCGGUGGAGCUGCUGCCGAUGCUACCAUCGACUCAGCCCUCAAUCCGGCCUGGCGGAACACACUUACCCAUGUUGCCUUUGCCGUGGACUGGAACAGCACCACUUCUGCGAAGGAAAUCAAGGCUAUCCAGGAGGAGCUGACUAAUGUCAAGGUGGAAAAGUUGCGAGCUUUGGAGCCGCAGAUGGGUGCGUACCUCAACGAAGCAGACCCUAAUGAGAAGGACUUUCAAAAGUCUUUCUGGGGGACGAACUACGCCAAGUUGUACGACGUGAAGCAGGCUGUGGAUCCGGAUAAUUUGUUCAUUGCGCGCAAGGGGGUUGGCAGCGAGAAUUGGGACGAUGCCGGGCUGUGUAGGAGGACAACCGAGAUGGCGAGGCAAUAG